Molecule: messenger RNA, 460 nt
Organism: Drosophila mojavensis
Lineage: Eukaryota; Metazoa; Arthropoda; Insecta; Diptera; Drosophilidae
Product: sarcocystatin-A
Exons: 2
Coding region: 39-407 (122 amino acids)
Molecular function (GO): cysteine-type endopeptidase inhibitor activity
Source: RefSeq, a predicted model, not a curated record
UCUCGCGCUCAGUCUGGCUUUGACAUUUGAAGCGAGAAAUGUUUGUGGCAAAGAUUUUGUUGGUCUGUGCGGCUGUUGCGCUGGUCAGCGGCAAUCCCCAGGGAUUUGGUGCACCGCGCGAGCUAACCGGCGACGACCUGGAGCAAUCGAGGGCGAAUUUGGAGAGCUCGCUCACUAAGCUGGCAGCUGGCAGUGGACCCUACUAUCGUGUUUCAAGGAUUCUAUCGGCUAGUACCCAGGUCGUUACUGGCACAUUGAACAGAUAUAAGGUGGAGCUGAUCGAUACGAAUAACGAGACGAAGGUGUGCGAUGUGGAGAUCUGGAGCAGAACCUGGCUGCCCAAUGGCGUGGAGGUGACCUUCGACUGUCCCAACGAAGCCAAGGAAGUCAGGAAUCAUAGCGCCUAAGCGUCAGUUAUUAUAAAUAAAGAUUGUGAAGCAUUGCAAGGCAAUCAAAUUCA